AUGAGGACUACAGUGGCCCUGAGAGCUAGGAAAAGGAGAACAGAUGUGAUUUUUCUUGUGGUGGGAGUUAGUGUGGUCCUGUAUGGAAUAGCACAUCUUCUCCACGAACUAGCCGCCUCUGGAUUGGGUACUGCUUCAAGAACUCGUCGAGAUAUUUCGGCGGAUAAUAUAACCAAGUGCGUACAGGCUCCUUCAUCUGAAUUUCCUGAAGGAUUCUUCACACUGGAAGAGAGAAAGCAGGGAGGGAUCAUUAUUCAUUUUAUCAUCAUCCUCUACAUGUUGUUGGCUAUAGAUGUCGUGUGUGAAGAAUACUUCCUGCCUUCUCUAGAGGUCAUCAGCGAGUGCCUUGGUCUCUCCCAAGAUGUUGCUGGAGCAACAUUUAUGGCUGCAGGAAGUUCUGCACCUGAACUGGUCACAGCUUUUCUAGGGGUGUUUGUGACAAAGGGAGAUAUUGGAGUCAGUACAAUAGUUGGGUCAGCAGUUUACAAUUUGCUUGGAAUCUGUGCUGCGUGUGGAUUAUUAACUACCAUGGUUUGCAGGUUGACUUGCUGGCCACUGUUCAGAGAUUGUGCAGCUUAUGCGAUCAGUGUUGCAGCACUAGUUCUUGUUAUCUUUGACAAUGCAAUCUACUGGUAUGAGUCUGCUUUGUUGUUGUUGAUCUAUGCACUGUACAUUGUGGUUCUGUGCUUUGACAUUCAAAUAAAUCAAUACCUAAUGGAGAGGUUUAGCCCAUGCUGCACCUGUUUAACACGAGCAAUGGAAGAAGACAAUGAACAGCAGCCACUAAUAGAUUGGCAAGAGAAAACUGGGCCACUGGUACAUCGCCAUUCUCGAUCAGACAGUGGGAUUUUUCAAGAGGAUUCUGAUUAUUCCCAACUCUCUCUCAGUUUACAUGGGCUCUCUGAAAAGAUUGAAGACAAAUCCCAUGUUUUUGAAGUGCCUGAAUCAGAUACAAAGCGAAUCAUGUGGGUACUAUCGCUCCCCAUUGCUGCUUUGCUGUCCAUCACUACCCCUGAUUGUCGUAGACAUCAAUGGAGAAAGUGGUUCAUGCUCACUUUUUUCCUGAGUGCUGUGUGGAUUUCUGGAUUUACAUAUGUGUUAGUUUGGAUGGUAUCCAUUGUAGGCGAAACUCUAGAAAUUCCUGACACAGUGAUGGGUCUCACACUGUUGGCAGCAGGCACCAGUAUUCCAGACACGGUGGCCAGUGUACUUGUUGCCAGAGAAGGCAAAGGAGACAUGGCCAUGUCGAACAUUGUUGGUUCCAAUGUAUUUGAUAUGCUCUGUCUUGGAGUACCUUGGUUUGUUAAAACUCUAUUUGUGGACCCAUCACCUGUACAAGUGAACAGCAAUGGCAUGACCUACACAACGGCUUCUCUCCUCCUUUCCAUUAUCUUUAUAUUUGUGGCAAUUAAAGUUAACGGAUGGAAGUUAGACAAAAAACUUGGAACUGCAUGUCUGCUUGCCUAUGUGGUUUUUCUCACAAUCUCAAUUCUAAAUGAGCUGGGAAUAUUAGGCAAUGUUCUUGUAAGAACAUGUGACUAA
Molecule: messenger RNA, 1542 nt
Organism: Hemiscyllium ocellatum (epaulette shark)
Lineage: Eukaryota; Metazoa; Chordata; Chondrichthyes; Orectolobiformes; Hemiscylliidae
Gene: slc24a5
Product: solute carrier family 24 member 5
Exons: 9
Coding region: 1-1542 (513 amino acids)
Biological process (GO): intracellular calcium ion homeostasis; calcium ion transmembrane transport; melanocyte differentiation
Cellular component (GO): membrane
Molecular function (GO): calcium channel activity; calcium, potassium:sodium antiporter activity
Source: RefSeq, a predicted model, not a curated record